AUGGUCGAGGAGCGCCCAUAUGAUCAUCUUUUCAAAUUCCUGAUAAUAGGCGAUGCCGGAGUGGGGAAAUCGGCCUUGUUACUCAGAUUUGCGGACAAUACCUUCACCAAUUCUUACAUCAACACAAUCGGAGUCGACUUCAAGAUAAAAACAAUUUCGAUCGAUGGAGUCAAAGCAAAGCUUCAAAUUUGGGACACAGCUGGGCAAGAACGCUUCAGAACUAUUACCUCGACGUAUUACCGUGGUGCUAAUGGAAUUAUUCUCGUUUAUGAUGUGACAAGAACAGAUUCUUAUGAAAACGUGCGAAAAUGGCUAGCGGAAAUAGCUGAAAACGACUGCGAAAAUGUUCACAAAUACUAA
Oikopleura dioica is the source of this 360-nucleotide messenger RNA. Lineage: Eukaryota; Metazoa; Chordata; Appendicularia; Copelata; Oikopleuridae. The record is from the annotation of a GenBank genome assembly.